Molecule: messenger RNA, 1509 nt
Organism: Limanda limanda (common dab)
Lineage: Eukaryota; Metazoa; Chordata; Actinopteri; Pleuronectiformes; Pleuronectidae
Product: cytochrome P450 2K1-like
Exons: 9
Coding region: 1-1509 (502 amino acids)
Biological process (GO): xenobiotic metabolic process
Cellular component (GO): cytoplasm; intracellular membrane-bounded organelle
Molecular function (GO): iron ion binding; heme binding; oxidoreductase activity, acting on paired donors, with incorporation or reduction of molecular oxygen, reduced flavin or flavoprotein as one donor, and incorporation of one atom of oxygen
Source: RefSeq, a predicted model, not a curated record
AUGGGGCUGUUCAAUGCUUUUCUUCAGUCCUGCUGCUCCGUCUCCCUGUUGGGGGCUCUGAUGGUCCUAGUCCUGAUCUACCUGGUUUCUACCUUCGGCUCCAAGGAGGACAAGGAUCCUCCAGGACCAAGACCACUUCCUCUGCUGGGGAACCUGCUGCAGCUGGACCUCAAGAGACCCUACAACUCAUUACUGAAGCUUUCCAAGAAAUAUGGAUCAGUGUUCACCGUCUACUUUGGAUCCAAAAAAGUUGUGGUUCUGGCCGGAUACAAGACGGUGAAGGAGGCGCUCAUCCAGAAUGCCGAUGAGUUCGGAGACAGAGACCCGAUGUUAAUCAUACAGGAUACAAAUGAAGGACACGGGGUUUUAUGGUCCAAUGGGGAUUCGUGGAAAGAAAUGCGUCGCUUUGCUCUGACGAACCUGAGAGACUUCGGAAUGGGCAAGAGGGCAAGUGAGAGCAAAAUCAUAGAGGAAUGCGAUUACCUCACCGACGUGUUUAAGAAAUUUAAAGGAAAAGCUUUUGAUACGACCCAACCGAUGAACUAUGCAGUCUCUAAUAUUAUCUGCUCCAUGGUGUACGGCAGCAGGUUUGAAUACGAUGACCCGGAGUUUACGUCUAUGGUCGAUCGAACAAACAAAAAUAUUCAACUCGCGGGAUCUCCAUCAAUACAAAUCUACAACAUGUUCCCGUGGUUUGGUAAAUUUCUCUCUAAAAGGAAGGAAUUCUGCAACUUUUAUGAUGCUAAUAAGAAACAGAAUUUACAGCUGUUCACACAUCUGAAGAAGACCCUCAAUCCCCAGAUGUGCAGAGGGUUCGUGGACGCCUUCCUGGUCCGAAAGCAAAACCUGGAGGAAUCUGGGGUUUCCAACAAUCACUUUCACGAUAAAAACCUUCUGAACACGGUUAAUAAUCUCUUUGCUGCUGGAACAGACACAACAGCAACAACCCUGAGAUGGGGACUCAUGCUGAUGGCCAAGUAUCCAAAAAUACAAGACCAGGUCCAGGAGGAGCUGAGCAGAGUGAUCGGAAGUCGUCAGGUGCAGGUUGAAGACAGGAAGAACCUGCCCUUCCUCGACGCCGUCAUCCAUGAGACGCAGAGACUGGCCAACAUCGUCCCGAUGGCUCUGCCUCACAAGACGAGCCAGGACGUCACCUUCCAGGGUCACUUCAUCAAGAAGGGGACCACCGUGUAUCCUCUGUUGACAUCUGUCCUGUACGAUGAGAACGAGUGGGAGAAACCUCACUCCUUCCAUCCCGCCCACUUCCUGAACAAAGAGGGAAAGUUUGUCAAGCGAGACGCCUUCAUGCCUUUUUCUGCAGGUCGCAGGGUUUGUCUCGGAGAGAGUCUGGCCAGGAUGGAGCUCUUCAUCUUCUUCGUCACCCUCCUGCAGCGCUUCCGUUUCACUCCGGCUCCGGGAGUUUCAGAGGACGACCUGGAUCUGAAGCCUCGAGUGGGAUUAACCCUUAACCCCUCCCACCAUGAACUGUGUGCUGUUCCCUGUAUGUGA